AUUAUUUCGAAGCGAAGAUGCCCAAAGUCGAUGUGGAUCAGGUGAUGGUGUUAAUGCCCGAGGAUUGGGAGAGGAUCCAGUAUGAGUUACAUAUGAGGGAAAUAGAAGCGGAGAAAAUCAAAAUAUUGAAGAAAAAUAAAGAAGAGAUUGCGGAAAAAUCAAAAAAAUUUGUUCAACACUGGCCCAACACAUUAGCAAGUCUCCGCCAGAAGAAAAUCGAAGACUUCAAACGUAAACAACUGAUGGAAGAGGAGGAGAAGAAACAAAAGGACAUUGAAUGGGCCGAGUACCAAGCAGAAGUAAGGAAGAAUGCCAUUGCAGAAGCCAAGAAAAAAAUGUACUUCCAGACAGAUCGCAUCAAAGGUUUGCAUCGAGGUUUUCAGUUUUCUGAAACUCUGAGAGAGAGAGAAGAACAAAUAAAAAUGAAGAAUUUACAGAAGGAAACUGCAAGACUGCGGGCGGAGAUGAGUUACAAGGAAUUAAUGAAAGAGAAUGAAGAGAUGGAAAAGAUGGAACAGAAGAAGCAAGAUAAUAGAAAGAAGGCCGUGAUGGAGCAGAUUGAAAAUCUUAAAGCCAAAAUGUUGAUCAACAUUGAAGAAAAAAAGCAAGAGAAAGAGGUCCAGAAACAGGAACAGAAGCAUUUGACCCAGCUGGCCGAGGAAUGGGCGAACGAAAUCCGUCAACUGGAGAAAGAAAAAAAAGAGAAGUCCUUGAAAUUUGCUGCAGAACGCAAGGAACGAAUAAAAGGGGAUGCAGAGCUUAGAGAACUUGAAAAGAAGAAAGAAGAGGAGGAAGAUAAAGCAUGCGAAGUUUAUGCGAAUGCAAAACGAGAUAUGCUGAAAAUGAGAGAGAAACGAAAUAAGGAAUUGCGAGAGCAACGUCAGAAAUAUCUCGAGGUGCUCGGUCUUCGAAUCAGUAAUCAAAUGAAGGAACUAAAUGAUGAUGAGAACGAAAGAAUUGAGAAAGUGGCACAGGAAAAAGAAAAUGAAAAAUUGCGAAUUGAAGAACAGAAGAAAAAGAAUUAUGAUAUACAUACGGAAGAAAUCCUUGCAAAUAUGAAAGCUAAGAAAGAAAAGCAAGAAAAGGAGGAGGAAAUGAAAGCAGAGCAUUUGAAAGCUCUCAAAGCCGAUAUUGAAAAAUAUGAAGCCGAAGAUAAGCAUUUUCGAUCCUAUGCCGAUUCUUUAAUGGAAGAAUGCAAGAAGAAAGGGUGGAACUUGUACCCUGUAGAAUACGCAGCAGGCUAUAAAUGCGAAUCUUCAGUGAAGCAGACCAAAAAGGCAGCUAACAUGUUCUCCGAAAAUAAGAAAGAGUUUGGUUACAUCUGGUAAAAACAGACCCAAAGGAAAUUUUGGUGGAAGAAUUUCAACGAAAAUUUUUUAUCAUAAUUAUGUUGGUUAAAUUGUAAAAACAGUGUAAUUAGAUGGUUAAAAGAUUUUUUUAAUUA
This is a messenger RNA of Octopus bimaculoides (California two-spot octopus), 1444 nucleotides long. RefSeq lists its product as uncharacterized. The record is from RefSeq and is a predicted model, not a curated record. Lineage: Eukaryota; Metazoa; Mollusca; Cephalopoda; Octopoda; Octopodidae. Gene Ontology annotation, cellular component: axonemal microtubule.